Messenger RNA from Lasiodiplodia theobromae, 2316 nucleotides. RefSeq lists its product as uncharacterized. Bases 1 to 2316 code for a protein of 771 amino acids. Lineage: Eukaryota; Fungi; Ascomycota; Dothideomycetes; Botryosphaeriales; Botryosphaeriaceae. The transcript has 3 exons. The record is from RefSeq and is a predicted model, not a curated record.
AUGUUAGGAACGCAGGAAGCCAUCCGCCAGAGCCAGGCGAAGGAGAAGCGCGAGGAGCAUCGAGCACGUAGAUGCAACCUCAUAGUCGGCUGCGUCAGGACCUCGGUCCGGAGCCGCGAGAUCAAUGGCAAGAAGGUUGUCCUUAGGGACCACAAGCUAUACAUCGACACCGAAAACACUGCCGAGACCGAUGAAUCCUCUGGCCACCCCUUCGCGGGCUACUAUCUUCCCUAUCCUGACUCCGAGUAUGAGGGACUUGUCAGCACAAUCACACACGUAGCUCCAAUUCUCAAUUGGAUCUACGUUGACAAGGAGACCUUCGAGGUCAAGUACGGUGUGCGGGAUCUUGCCCAGCCUCAUCUCACCGGGCCGUUUGACUGCACCCGUCAGGACCGCCGUCUGACCUUUGAAGACUGGGAAGGGUUCGUAGCUGUUGAGGAGCAGCCUAUGACCUGGGCCCUCUACUUCGAUAGAGAUGACACGGGCUUGAAAGGGAAGAUACAGCCAACUCAGAAAGUGCUGGAAGUAGUCCUGACGCGACAGGAGCGGAAGAAGAUGAAGUCAGAGGCCCAGAAACCCAAGACAAUCGACAAGGAGAAGGCGGAGCAAGCUGGCGACCAUCAGGCUUCCUACGUCCAGGGAGCGGCCGCUGCUGAACAGCGCACCUCUCAAGACGCUGAAAAGCGCGCGAGCCAGGAUGCUUCUCAGCCGCAGGUCCUCUCCACGGCAGACCUUGCGAAGCUCAAGAUCGGGAGCACUGGGCCCUCAUCGAUUUGGUCCGAUCACGUGGAAGGCACGGUCAGUUCCCCCACUGAGCCCUGGGGUGCUGCGUCAAUGUGGUCCAACCAGGAGCAGCAGGCCGCUUCCGGUGCUGCAGGCCACCUGGCACCCUUCACUCCAAGCAGCUCCAUCUAUGGGGAUGGCGAUGAUGCUGGCGCAGCUACCAACACAGGGGCUCCUGAGGAGACGACACCGGGGCGGACUGGAUACCGCCAGCCUUACGUGGAAGACGAGGCCUCAGCGACGAAGGACCUUGUCGUCGAAGAACCCGGAAAGAGAGAUCCACAUGCUGUUGCCGUCCCCGAUACCCACAAGCCAGAAUCAGCCGAACCCGAAGCCACCGAGAACACUCUCACGCACGAUAAUCAGCAUGCGUUGGAUGCAGGAGCUGAUGCGGAGCCGAAGCUAGAUCCCGAAGACGUGGGGUCCGACAAUCAGACGAACGAGUCACAGAUCGAUCAACAAGCGAGCAUCGACGUCACUUCGGAUCCGGAAGAGCAGCUUGCCACGAAGAAGUCAGAUACCACAGAACAUGGCCAGCAAGCCAUCGAUCUGUCAGACAAAUUGGAGGAGACUCCGCAAAGCGUCCGCAAGGACUCCACAAUGGAAAGUGGGAAACAUUCGCCCCAGACAACCUCGGCAGCUUGGCAAGACAGUCCCAAGGCUGGUGGCCAGUUGACUGUACCUCAGGUGGAUUUCCAGAUAUCGCACGCAGAUCAAAGUGCACUCCCCGAGACAGAGCUGCCAUUGGAGGAGUCUGAUACCAACGGUACUGUCGCUGCUGACGACAAGACUUGUUCUACUACUGCCGAAAAGGACAAGCCUGUCAAGGACCUGGAAGUCUCCGAAGUGGCGGCUCAACCCGCCCCUGCAGACGACAAUGUUAUUGCAGCCGACGACCAGCCGUUUGUCGUUACGCAUACUGAACUCACACCGGUGAUUGAAGAGGCCAGGGAACCCGUAUCUACUCCAGUGCAACAGAUCCAGCAAGGAACACCUGGGCUGUACGCUGCUGAGCCCCCAUCCGAUAUUGACAAUCUUCCCCCUUGGGUUGCGCUUCCAGAGCCCUAUUGGAACGCAGCAGCUGACUCGCCUCCUCGACCUCACUUUUCCAUUGAGGAUCCUAGUACACCGAAGCAACGAAACUUUUCCCGCCCUCACCAACAAGGGGCCGAGCCGGACUCAUCGCCGAUAACGGACCACAAGUCGGAUUCUUUGGCAGGUGCGGAAGAGUUGACGAAAGAGAGGUCGUUCCGGGAGGACAGUGCCCCGCCCAUCACGAUUUCCAGGGAGCCAUAUCCUGUGGAGGACGACCCCACGUCGACGGAUACAUCGCUGGUUGACACAUCGUACACGGCGGCUUCACCCUUCGGGAUGGACGAUGCAACGUCGAUAGUAGACACAACGGCGGAGAAGGUAUCCCUGGGCCCAUCUUAUGAGCCUCAGACCACGGAACCGCUGUCACCGAAGAGGACCCAGUCCAGCGGCACACUCGACGAGCCGGGACUGCAAGAGCACAUCAUCGGAAAGGCCUAA